CUUUUCUUCUUCACUCAUUGCUCACUCUAACGCCAUGUUGGCUGUUAUGACUUGACUUGUUGUUUUCAUCAGCUUUACUACGGACUUGACAGGAGUGGCUCUUUUAAACCCCCCCCCCUCCCCCCCCCGCGCCCUUGGAGACGCUUUAUUCCAUUUUUGCGCUUACGCGUUUCGGAUGAUAGGCGCGGAGUAUGCACGCAUCAUCCCUGUGACUUUGCAUUUUUAAAGGAAUACUACUUGGAAAUAGAAGUUUAAAAGGGUUUGGUUGUUGUUUGUUUUGUUUUUGCCCCUUGUCAUAUGUGCAACAAAAUGUCAGAUGUUCGCCUUUCUAAUGCGAGCCCGACAUUGGAGAGGGUGGAUGCGCGGCAGCCAGACAACGUCAGACCUUCGGUCCGCAGAAACCUUUUCGGCAGACCUGACCCAGCGGAGAUACAAAGGAAUGUGACGGCUUCGAUACAGGAAGAUGUGCAGGGUUUCACGGAGAAGUACAAUUUCGAUCCCGUCAACGAGAGACCGCUCGCUCCGCUCAAUUACGUCUGGCAGGAGGACCGCAACGCACCGGAGUUUUAUGUCCGACAGCCUCACGGGAGCCAGCGGCCCCAGCGAGAUGAGGACUUCCCCGGCGAUAACAACCGGCAGGAUGCCGAGACGAGGAGUGAGCGCCAGUCGGAUCAACCACGCAGAGAUGGUUCGAGAAAAAGACGUUCAGAAACUUCAGGUCUCUGCUCCAGCGAGUGUCAGAGGAAAAGGUCGCAUACCGACGAAGAUGAUGAUGAAGACCACUCGGACGGUGCAGGAAGUCAGGCGGUAAAAGCCGCGGAGGAGAGACCCAGCAGGUCAGAGAAGAGCGCGGAGGUGGAGUGAAAAGCAGUGCCAGAGCGGGGAGACCUGUUGCUGGUGGAAUACUGUAGCCUUUCUCAUCACCUGACGGAUGGGAGAGAAAAUAUAAAAAAAGCAGCCUUUUCCUAAAGAAGGGAGGAGGAGAGGCUGCACAAGCACUGAUUAUGUACACUAUCAAGUUUUGGCACUCAUUUCAAUUAAAUUGCCUCAGAAGCAGCAGACAAUGUAGCAUUGUGCAAAUGGAUAUUUGCUCAUUUUUUUUAUCUACUACCUAUGUUUCAGAUGUAGCACAUACAAAAAAGCAUAUUAUGCUUUUCAUACCUUUUUGUUAAAUGUUUUUGAAUAAGUGUGUGACUUUGACUCGGGAAGUUGCAGUGCAAUUUCCAACAGAAAUAUUAUUUUGUUAAAGUGGUCAUAUUGUGUCAUUAUUCAGGUAAUUGAUGUAAGUUUAAAAAAUGCAGAUAUCAAAAGUCAGGGUUGUGUGGAAACAAAAUGUCAUAACUUUUUCUUUGGCUUUAUUUGUUCCAGUGUUAUAAAUCUUGUUUUUGAAGGCCCUGAUGGCCACACUGUAAGAUGAGGGUCCAUCUAACUGGGAACCACCAUGACAGAUAAAGUUUACAUGCAAAUAUAGUCUCCUUCUUUCCCCCAUUUUUUCUUACAAUGUUAUUUUUUUCCUAAUUUUAUUUUUCGUUUUGUUUUUGCCAAAGUUUGAACCUUUUUUGUUCUCGGGGUGAGGGGAGGGGUGGGAGCUAAACUGCUGAGCAAUAUCCAACCAAAUUGUAACAGUAUUUGCUAAUAAUCCUAAGAGUUAGCUUUUAUUUUUUAAAUUAGGUGAGUUUAUCUUUUAGUGGCUUUUAGGUCACAUAAUCCGCCCCUUGUAAUAAUCGGUGUAGUCCAGGUUAACAUAGAUAAAAUAUGUUAUUGCACUGGGCUACUUUAUUAUGCAAAUAUGUGAAUCAAAGAUUUGUCUUUGUGGUGUUGAAUUCAUGUGGAACAUGUAAUUGCACUAUUGUUGAUUUCUCAUUUUUUGAGGGCAGAAAAUUAAGUGACACUGCCUCAUUUGGUGUAAAACUUUGUAGUGUACCUUUUUUUUCAAAAACACUGAAAAAAUUAUACUAACUUAUUUAUGUUGAGCUUUUUGUUGUGGGUGUAUGCGACAAUUAAAAGCGACAAUUUUUGUAAAUAUAUAUUUUAAUUUUUAAGAUAAAUAAACUGUUGCAAAACUGAGCCUAAUAAUCGAUUUCA
This is a messenger RNA of Sander lucioperca (pikeperch), 2085 nucleotides long. Its product is annotated as cyclin-dependent kinase inhibitor 1B-like. Gene Ontology annotation, cellular component: nucleus; cytoplasm. The transcript has 3 exons. Gene Ontology annotation, biological process: G1/S transition of mitotic cell cycle; negative regulation of cell population proliferation; regulation of cell cycle. Lineage: Eukaryota; Metazoa; Chordata; Actinopteri; Perciformes; Percidae. Gene Ontology annotation, molecular function: protein-folding chaperone binding; cyclin-dependent protein serine/threonine kinase inhibitor activity. Bases 298 to 864 code for a protein of 188 amino acids. The record is from RefSeq and is a predicted model, not a curated record.